AUGGACGUAAAAGUUUUUCAUUGUUUAAUUGAUGCAUUAAAAGUAGCCGGUUGUUGUGUAUAUACCGACAAUAUACCAAUUUUGUACCAUUCGUUAAUUAAAUUACAAAGUGAAAAUCAUUUCAAUUCUAUAUAUUUGUGGGGCCGUAUUGAAACAUUGUCCACUGAUUAUUAUGUUGCUUAUGGUCACCAAAAGGAUCCAAUUGAGGAUAGGAUAUUUUUUUAUACUCAAAACAUGUUGGAAUGGGAUAUAAUGCCGACCGAUUGGUCAACACUUCAAACAAAUAUGGUACGAAAAAUAAAAACCAAGUUUUACGGUAAUCCAAGAUAUGUGGAGAUUAUAGAUAACUCAAAUAAAAAGUCACAGGAAACAACAGAAUAUGCAAUAACACCGAGCGUAGUAUUGCCAUUUGACGAAGAAGGCGCGGAAGAACAUAUUAAUGGUGUAGACAGUUUAAAGUAUGAUGAUAUCGUAUCAGUAACUGCAGAAAUUGACGAAAUUGUGGAAACGGAAUGUGCUCUAAUUGAACCUCCUAAUUUAAAACUUUCAAUAAAAGAAGAGGAUAGACUAGCCAUAACCGUUCAAAUGAUUGAAAACGAAUGUCACAUAGUGCCACGGGGAUAUUUGUACAAGUUACCUAACGGAACCAUAACCAAAGCUCCUUACUUUAAGGGUUUAGAUUAUUCUGAAAUUGGUAACGAAAACAAUUUUUUACACCUAAAUCAACAAUAUUGUCAACCUAAAGGUCAAAAAAUUGAUGUAAGGCCAGAUUACAAUGGAUCAAUUGAUUUUUUAGAAUCAAUCGAUAAGGAUAUACCAAAAGGCUGUUGGGCUUCUCGGCUUUUCUCAAAUCGAUAUUUUAUUAUUCACAAUUUGCUAUGGCCAGGUGCUCUAUAUGUCCAAGAUAUGAAUACUGGUCUGCAUGGUUACUUCUACAACGGAUAUGGCCUGAAAAACUUAGAUUUACCAUUUAUGAUCUAA
Messenger RNA from Metopolophium dirhodum (rose-grain aphid), 981 nucleotides. It is a transcript of the gene Rsph9, whose product is annotated as radial spoke head protein 9 homolog. The record is from RefSeq and is a predicted model, not a curated record. Gene Ontology annotation, cellular component: axoneme. The coding region runs from base 1 to 981 and encodes 326 amino acids. Lineage: Eukaryota; Metazoa; Arthropoda; Insecta; Hemiptera; Aphididae. The transcript is spliced from 5 exons. Gene Ontology annotation, biological process: axoneme assembly; motile cilium assembly; cilium movement involved in cell motility.